AUGUCUCUUGAGAGACGUCCAUUCACUUUAUCCUACAAGCCAUGUUCCAAGCUCGUGGCAAUUCCGACUCACCACUCGACCACACCUUCAACUGACGGCAUACAGGACCUUGCAUUUUCACCCGAUGGGCUGUAUUUGGCUGCGUCUUUCAGGCGGGAGGUGCACGUUUGGGAGCUAAAGGAAGACAGGGACGGUAUGACUGAAGCAUGGGCACGGAAGGUCCGGUUCUCGCUGGAAAGCCGUGACAAAGCCUCCAUAUCUUGCAUGGCGUGGUCUUCAAGUAACUACCUGGUCGUAGGGACAAGCGCAGGUCGGUUGGAGCUGGUUAAAAUUAAUGAAAAGGUACCCUCAGUUCAAUGGUCCUUGAGAUACAGCAUUCAACCAAUCUCGCAGGAGGCCAAAGUGCGAGGUUUCCAAGUUUCAGAUGAACCGAUCAAGUUGGUGGCCAUUGACUCGGGGUUUACAACCAUGGCCGUCGUUGCAGGAAAGAGCGAGGUGGGCAUUUGGAAGCGUUCGGACACAGUGGAUUCGAAGAAGGCUUGGGUUGGACUGUUCUAUCUCACUUCGCCAGAAUCGUACGUUUCGCUCCAAGAAGAAGUUGUUGUGACAUCUGUUGCAUGGGACGAGAACCCAUCUGACGGAGAGCUGCUGGUCGUGUCCUAUUUGAACCACGGAAUAGUAACGUGGAAUGCCAGCGUUCCCUCUUUAUCUAAUAUGGUCAAUGUGGAAACUGUUCUCAGCCCCUCAGGUAGCUUAUCCCCUGAUGGUCGAAAAUUUGCCAUUCCCAACUCCAAGGGAACUUUCGAUAUCUACGAUCUCGCGCUCAAGAACAAAGUGGUGACUUUGACCGACCCCGACGACGAAGUUUCAGUCCACGCGAGUUGGAACGAUACUUCACCGAGCAGACAGGCGAGCUUCAUUCGUGACGGCUCUUGGAUCGUCGGGACUGGAAAGGGGAAGCUCAACAUUUGGAAUGUCUUCAACAACAUUCGCGCGCAACGAUUGAACUUAGACUGGCGAAGUAAAUGCUGA
Molecule: messenger RNA, 1032 nt
Organism: Coprinopsis cinerea okayama7#130
Lineage: Eukaryota; Fungi; Basidiomycota; Agaricomycetes; Agaricales; Psathyrellaceae
Exons: 5
Coding region: 1-1032 (343 amino acids)
Molecular function (GO): protein binding
Source: RefSeq, a predicted model, not a curated record